Molecule: messenger RNA, 378 nt
Organism: Opisthorchis viverrini
Lineage: Eukaryota; Metazoa; Platyhelminthes; Trematoda; Opisthorchiida; Opisthorchiidae
Exons: 2
Coding region: 1-378 (125 amino acids)
Source: RefSeq, a predicted model, not a curated record
AUGAAAGCAUUACGGCAACCAGUCAGUAUCCGAGCGAAUGCCAGUCCAAGGACCAAACAGCCUCCCAAGCUUCGGCGUACCACUGAGAUUCUAGCUAGUCGUCGUAACCGAAAGACCAGAUUAAAACACCUUGUUCCGCCAUGCACUGUUUUGGUUGCAGGUAUCUCCACUCUAUACACCACAUCCCGAAGCAUUUUAGCAAAGUCCAUGCAGGGUUUAGGCAAGAACUCCGGAGCCCUUCCAACAGUGGCCCGGAAACAGAUAAGCAAACGACACGAUUCGCCGUUCGAACAGCAUCCGCAGUGGGACAGAAAUCACAUGGAGUGGUCGACCGCAAUAUCGACACCGCCGUUUGACUCCCUGCGGAUGAAAGGAUAA